UCUGGGAUAAUGCCAUCCACGGUGCAAUCAGGGUGCCGCCAUAUGUCAUUGUGCCCUCUGAUAAACCAUGGCAACAGAGUGAUAUAAUAUUAGAGGGUGGUCUCUUCAUAAAUACAGUAUACUCUAUACACAUAUAUAGCCCGUCCCCUGUAGAAAGGCUAUUGUAGGUAUCACAGUAGGAUCUUGCUUCCCGCAUGGGAAUGUCGUCCCUGCAUGUGAUCUGAUGCUCUGAGGAAGGGGCAGUUGGUUAUCAGUUACUAAAGAGCUCAUGUAAGUAACACAUGGUUAUGCUGCCCCCCCAGGCCAAUAAGCAAAAGCCUCAUGCUCUGCCAGGAGGAGCAGCAGGAAGGACGAUGGCCAGGAAGAGGGGGAUCAAAAGGACGUGUUUAGUGAUCACUAUGUCCCUGGCUGUGGUCUUCCUCCUCGGGGUGCUCGUAGGUUGGCUUAUUAGACCAUCACAUCAACUUAAAAAUGAAUCUUUUCAACCCCCAAAUAUCCGGAAGGAAAUUGUAUCUGAAAUGAAGGCAGAGAACAUAAGAGAAUUCCUUAGAGACUUCACAAAAAGUCCCCAUUUGGCUGGGACAGAACGGAACCUUCUAUUGGCCCAAAAAAUCCAGGCCCAAUGGCAAGAUUUUGGAUUGGACAAGGCUGAGUUAGUUCACUAUGAUGUCCUGCUGUCCUAUCCCAAUGAGACCAAUCCCAACUACAUCUCCAUUAUUGAUGAACACGGCAAAGAGAUAUUCAAUACUUCCUUAUCGGAGCCUCCACCAGAAGGAUACGAGAACUUCACAGAUAUCGUCCCUCCAUAUAAUGCUUUUUCUGCUAAGGGAGAACCUGAGGGAAAUCUGGUCUAUGUGAAUUACGCCCGGACGGAGGAUUUUUUUUAUCUGGAGCGAAAUAUGAGCAUCAAUUGUACUGGAAAAAUCGUUAUUGCCAGAUACGGGAAAAUCUUCAGAGGAAAUAAGGUAAAAAAUGCCAUACUAGCAGGAGCCAAAGGAAUCAUCCUAUAUUCCGAUCCGGCGGAUUAUUGCGCUCCGGGAGUCAAGCCUUAUCCUGAUGGUUGGAACCUGCCCGGUGAUGCCGCCCAACGUGGUAAUGUCCUGAAUCUCAAUGGGGCCGGAGAUCCUCUAACACCCGGUUAUCCUGCGAAAGAUUUUAUGUAUAGAUAUAAGGCAGAUGAAGGAGUGGGACUUCCCAGCAUUCCUGUCCACCCCAUAGGAUAUCAUGAUGCCAAACAAAUACUAGGGCUGAUGGGAGGUCCAGCAUCACCGGCUUCAUGGAAAGGGAAUCUCAAUGUCUCCUAUAACAUCGGACCUGGAUUUUUAGGCAACGCCUCCAACCGACAGGUCCGGAUGCAUGUUUACACCAACAAUGAGGUCACAAGGAUUUAUGAUGUCAUCGGCACCAUCCGGGGAGCCGUGGAACCAGACCGGUAUAUUAUUUUGGGAGGACACCGUGACUCAUGGGUGUUUGGAGGAAUCGAUCCAACAACGGGGGCGGCCGUCCUUCAAGAAGUUGCAAGAAGCUUUGGUGCAAAGCUAAGACAAGGCUGGCGGCCCAGAAGAACAAUCAUCUUUGCCAGCUGGGAUGCAGAAGAAUUUGGGUUGUUGGGAUCAACAGAAUGGGCUGAGGAAAAUGCUAAAAUUCUCCAGGAAAGAGGUGUGGCCUAUAUCAAUUCGGAUUCUUCCAUUGAAGGCAACUACACAUUGAGAAUUGAUUGUACCCCAUUGUUAUACCGACUGGUGUAUAAUGUGACCAAACAGAUUGCUAGUCCGGAUGACGGCUUUGAUGGCCGUUCCCUUUAUGAAAGCUGGCAAAAGAAAGACCCUUCCCCUCAAAACAAAUCUCUACCAAGAAUAAGUAAACUUGGAUCCGGCAGUGACUUUGAGGCUUAUUUUCAACGUCUAGGAAUUGCUUCUGGAAGAGCUCGGUAUACCAAAAACCAGAAAACUGACAAAUACAGCAACUACCCCAUGUACCACACGGUCUACGAGACCUUUGAGCUGGUGGAGCGUUUCUAUGACCCCUCGUUCAAGAAACAGCUUGCUGUGGCCCAGGUGAGGGCGGGCCUUGUGUACGAGAUCGCAGACGCCACCAUUAUACCCUUUAACACCCUGGAUUACGCAGCGGAGCUUAAGAACUAUGCCGAUAGUAUUUCCAAUUUGGCGAAAAAACACCUCGGGCAAAUGGAAACCUACGGUGUGACGUUCGACCAUUUAUAUGAUGCCAUUGAUAAUUUUACCAGCUCUGCUGCCGGACUUCACCAACGAAUAAAAAACAUUGACCGAGAUGAUCCAAUGGCUGUGCGCAUCUUAAAUGACCAACUAAUGUUUGCAGAAAGGGCGUUCACCGAUCCUCUGGGUCUCCCCGGAAGACCUUUUUACAGGCACAUCAUCUUCGCACCAAGCAGCCAUAACAAAUAUGCCGGAGAAUCAUUUCCCGGUAUCUACGACGCCUUAUUUGACAUUGAGAACAAAGAAGACCAAGGAUCUGCCUGGGACGAAGUCAAGAGACAAAUUGCUAUUGCGACAUUUACAGUACAAGCCGCGGCAGAGACUCUAAAAGAAGUUUAGUGUGAAUUGUCGCUAUUGUGUUCUCCGCUCUUUGAAUAAUUCCAAUG
This is a messenger RNA of Hyla sarda, 2620 nucleotides long. RefSeq names its product N-acetylated-alpha-linked acidic dipeptidase 2-like. The coding region runs from base 282 to 2573 and encodes 763 amino acids. Gene Ontology annotation, molecular function: carboxypeptidase activity. The transcript is spliced from 20 exons. NCBI's taxonomy places the organism in Eukaryota, Metazoa, Chordata, Amphibia, Anura, Hylidae. The record is from RefSeq and is a predicted model, not a curated record.